Messenger RNA from Entrophospora sp. SA101, 160 nucleotides. The record is from the annotation of a GenBank genome assembly. Lineage: Eukaryota; Fungi; Glomeromycota; Glomeromycetes; Entrophosporales; Entrophosporaceae.
AUGACAACAAUAAAAAUCCCAUUUACUAAAGAAAGUAUCCGACAAAUUCCUGCCAAGGACUUAAACGCAGGAACCAAAGGAGUAGAGUUAGAAGUCCAAACUAAUUUCUUAGUGUCGCAAAUUUGCUCCAUAGAUAAAGCCGUUGGUAAUCCAACUGACG